AUUUCAAUUCAUUUGAAGUGCCAGUGUCAAGUGCAACAUGUGCGACAGUUUGGAGCAAUACCAUGCCAUACGUCCUCAAGGAUUUGAUAUUGAGUAUUUUCGCCUCAUAAUUGGACAAUCGUAUAACGCCGAUAAGUGUGGAUUUAUCUAUGAAACCGACAAUAUAAUCGAGCUCAUUAAUGGCUUUGAUGAAAUGAUGAACAAAGAGGAUAUUGAUUUUGGCGCUGAAUCUUUGGCAUCCAUACACGUGGCUGGCAUAAUGGUAUAUAUGUUAUAUCAUAAUGAUCUGAGCGACACCGAAGUGCGGCGAACUAUAUUCCUGCAGCGCUGUUUCGAUUAUAUGGCCUGCACCGAGGAAACACAUAUCCAUGAACUAUGCGCUGAAAUCUUGUGUUUGCUGGAUCUCAAUCAUCCGGGGAGUAUACUCAAUGUGAUUAUAUGUUGCCGCCAUGCCUGUGUCCUGUCCACAAUGGCGCAGAUCGUUAGCACCUGCUUGCUUUGGUCUAUGCUAGAUCGUCUAACCGAUUUGGGCUUGGAUGCCCAUCGUUUGCGUCCCUAUCCCGAAUUGAUGGUAGCCAUAGCCAUAGUCAAUCCCUCAGUGUAUUUGCAAUCCUAUUUGCAUGCUCUCAAUUUAAUAGUAAGACUUAUUGCAGCCCUCCUCGCUGUGGGUCCAUGUGGAUCAACUGAGAGACUAUGCCAAGAGGUCGGAGUUUCAAAGGAGAUCUUCAAGUUGUCCGAAGAUGAUGCCAUCGAUAUAUUUCGCUGGCUCAACGCCAUUCUGACUGAGUUGCGUGUGGAUAUGCACCUGUUGAAGGAUGCUCAGACUGACGAACGUCUGGUUGUCCUAGAACUCACGUGUGAGUUGAUGCAGCAGCUGCAUCAGCACUUAGAUCCUGAAACGAAAUCUCUGGAUGUGGACAAAAACCAGUCUCUUGAUCGCAUCCAGGAGUAUUGCGAUAAAAAACCAGAUCGUGUGGGAAAUGAUAACUGGCAGUGGUUCUAAUAAAAGGAUCUUCCAUUUUUAAUUUUUCCUAGUAAAAACAAUUCACAAUGAUUAAUUUAAUAUAACGUCUAUUUUUAUCAUAAAUUUUAAAAGUCAGUGUUGGAAAACAUUCCAAUAAAAGCGUGCGUAAGAAUUGGGAAUAAUGGGAUCCUGCGCACCCGCAGAUAAACAAUUCUUUUUAAGAUCAGGACUUU
Molecule: messenger RNA, 1197 nt
Organism: Drosophila willistoni
Lineage: Eukaryota; Metazoa; Arthropoda; Insecta; Diptera; Drosophilidae
Exons: 4
Coding region: 38-1003 (321 amino acids)
Source: RefSeq, a predicted model, not a curated record